AUGAGCAUUGGUAUACCAGUCAAGAUUUUACACGAAGCUGAUGGACAUAUUGUUACAGUCGAAUUAAAAAAUGGCGAACUUUAUAGAGGAACUUUAAUUGAAAGUGAAGAUAAUAUGAAUUGCAGAAUGAAGAAUAUUACAGUCACAGCAAAAGAUGGAAGAAACUCUCAAAUGGAAUAUUGUUAUGUUAGAGGUAGUAAAGUUCGUUUUAUUAUCCUCCCAGAUAUCUUAAAAAAUGCACCAAUGUUCAAGAGAAUUGACGGUAGAGUUGUACUCAAAGGUAAAGCUUUAGGUAUAAGUAAAGGCGCUGCAUUUGGUGGUGGUGGCGGUGGCGGCGGCGGUGGUGGUAGAGGUGGCAGAGGUGGCGGUAGAGGCGGUGGUGGUGGUGGUAGAGGUGGCAGUAGAGGCGGCCACAUGAACUCUUUCCAACAAAGAAGAGGUCCACAAUAA
This is a messenger RNA of Dictyostelium purpureum, 450 nucleotides long. RefSeq lists its product as uncharacterized. The record is from RefSeq and is a predicted model, not a curated record. Gene Ontology annotation, biological process: RNA processing; spliceosomal snRNP assembly. Gene Ontology annotation, cellular component: U2 snRNP; pICln-Sm protein complex; U4 snRNP. The transcript has a single exon. Bases 1 to 450 code for a protein of 149 amino acids. Gene Ontology annotation, molecular function: RNA binding. Lineage: Eukaryota; Evosea; Eumycetozoa; Dictyosteliales; Dictyosteliaceae.